GCCUAUAAAAGCAGAAUGCGUCUGAGCAAACUCACGACCAACAGGAGACACUUUGGAAACAUUUGCGUCCUGGAGGACAGAUCGCCUCUCCGAGCUGAGAUGAGAGGGUUUACUCUGAAUAAUGUUUGCCAGUGUGGCUUAUUCGCUUAUCUCGUCUUCUUUUCUUUCAUGUCUUUCACCGCUGCAGUCAGUUUCGACCUGACUGAGCUUAGGAAUAAAGUUGCCAAAAUUAAAGUGAAUCCAAGAGGCAAUCUUUGGGCUACAGGACAUUUCAUGGGCAAGAAGAGCGUGAUGGAUGCCCCCCUGCUGCCUUCAGCUGAGGACCAGCAGGGUGAUGCUCUGGAGGUCAACCUGCCGGCCGAGCAGGGCGCUAUGGUGGAGCUCUUCCACCAGUUCCUGCGGGUGGCGUUGCAAGCUCAGGUGGACACACAAGAGAGUCGCAUGAAAAACCAGGAGGCUGACAUGUUGAUGAAGAUUUUAGAAAGCUACACCCAAAGCAGAAAGUGAUGCAGAGAGAUGACAUCUGAGGCGCAUGAACACGGAUCCGAGGUCAUCAGCUGGCCUCAUGGGUUAAAAUAAAUACAUUAUUAUAGAUGCAGUCUACAGUCUCCUGCUCAUCAUGAUUGUAAUUUACUGUAACUGUCAUAAUGCUCAUGUGCCAUUUGCAAUAUUUUUUUUCUCCAAUUUAUUUUGAUGAUGUCUUGUCGUUUAAAGUUAUUUAUAUUAAAUAAAAUAAUUAUUUGCACUG
This is a messenger RNA of Sebastes umbrosus (honeycomb rockfish), 748 nucleotides long. RefSeq names its product neuromedin Bb (gene nmbb). The transcript has 3 exons. Gene Ontology annotation, cellular component: neuron projection. Bases 16 to 507 code for a protein of 163 amino acids. Lineage: Eukaryota; Metazoa; Chordata; Actinopteri; Perciformes; Sebastidae. The record is from RefSeq and is a predicted model, not a curated record. Gene Ontology annotation, biological process: neuropeptide signaling pathway; positive regulation of hormone secretion. Gene Ontology annotation, molecular function: neuropeptide hormone activity; neuromedin B receptor binding.